Messenger RNA from Talaromyces rugulosus, 2253 nucleotides. RefSeq lists its product as uncharacterized. Lineage: Eukaryota; Fungi; Ascomycota; Eurotiomycetes; Eurotiales; Trichocomaceae. The coding region runs from base 1 to 2253 and encodes 750 amino acids. The transcript has a single exon. The record is from RefSeq and is a predicted model, not a curated record.
AUGGCUGAUGAUAGCUCACCAGAUUAUAAGGCUCUCUUCCAGAAGGCGGAAGAGGAACGAAGACACGAAGCGAAAUUACGAAGGCAGGAAGCGGAGUUGCGCAGGCAAGCGGAGGAGCGAGAGAAACAAGCAGAGGAGCGAGAGAAACAAGCAGAGGAGCGAGAGAAGCGGGAAGCAGAGCUGCGAAGGCGAGCAGAAGCGCGUACCCAACCCACAACAUUCAGGGAGCUUAUUCAAACCUGCCAUGUCCUAUUUUCUGAAUCGUUGAAGGCCGGCACGCCAACCAAGUCCACCAAGGGACAGAUUCCCACCCCCACUGGUAAAUACUAUCCGAAACGACUCUGCCUUUGGUCAGACUGCCCUGUGCAGCAGCAAAAGAUAUAUACCGAUGUCUGCAAUUAUCUUGAACCGCUAGAAAACGAACCCUCCCGACGAUUCGCGUCCCUCGCCGAGCUACACGGUCUUAGUCGGCGCUUUGAUCGCCGUUUGCUACGGAGUGAAAAGGAUUUGGAGAGUUAUGAGCGAUUUGCAGUGGAGGACUAUGUCCACGAUAUUAUCACCGAACUGUGUAAUAUCCCAGACGCCAAGCAGAGAUUCCGGCUUGGUAAUGGGGUUGCAUUUGACAACCAUGCGAAUACCUUAGACGAGACGGAAGAUGACGAUGCAAACGUGCUAGAUACGUCAAGUUCACAGCAUCCGAGGCCAGAUCAAUUUUGCAUCCAUCGUGUCGACGGCACCACGAAUACCUUGCUCACUACGGUCGAGUACAAGCCUCCGCAUAAGCUCUCCGUGGAGAACCUCCGAGUCGGUCUGCGACCAAUGGAUUUUGGGAAAGAAGUCGUCAACAAGGACAAGAUACCGAUUGAUAAGAAUGACAAACUGAAAUAUAAUGCGGAACAGCUAGUAGGCUCAGUGCUGGUACAGGAAUACCAUGUUAUGAUUCAGGAAGGACUCGAAUACUCUUAUAUUACGAACGGCCUAGCUCUGGUUCUUCUCUAUGUUCCCUACCACGAUUAUAGUACGCUUUAUUACUACCACUGUGAACCGAAAAAAGAUGCCAAUCUGGAAGAUCCCGAUGUCUUUCAGCAGCCAGUAACGGCCAUCGCCAGGGUAUUGUGUCUCUGCUUGAUGAGUUUCCAUUCUCAGAUCCGGGACCAAGCAUGGCGGAAUGCUGCUAGGUCACAAUUAGAUACAUGGAAGACGAGUUUCGACCAUACGCGAUCGCAAAUCCCUGAAAAAGAGCUCAAAGUAGUUCCCCCGGAUUCCGACUACACAAGUUCGGAAUAUACAAGCUCCGAAUACUUACCAUCGUCUCCAUUACCGCCUACUUCGGGACCCACCCGUCCAGUCCCAACACGCUCUCGAAGCAAUUGCGCGCCCAUGGAAACGACAUCGCGCGGCGAACAAACGGAAUCUUCUGACUCUGAAGCCGGCCCAGCACCGAGUCGAAAACGAGGCUUCAGCCAAAUUCUUUCUUCUCCGCCCAACCAGCGAUCUUCGACGCGUCCCGUUAACUCUACUCCUCCGUCCGGUAAUCAACACCAACACGCAGCACGUUUCUGCACCCAGCGAUGCCUGUUAGGUCUGCAACAAAGAGAUGCAUUAGAUAAUCUAUGCCCUAAUGUCCAUCUUCAUCGGCAGGACCAGGAAGAUAAUCGACAUUGUAUUGAUACCAAACGGCUGGUGAAACUACUGAAAGUACAGCUUGAUCAAGACCUCGAUCACAACUGUACGCCGUUCGGGGCUUGUGGAUCAUACGGCGCGCCGUUCAAGAUUACUUGCGCCACGUAUGGCUAUACGGUUGUUGGAAAGGGGACCACGUCCAAACUUUGGAAGGAGGUCUCCAGUGAGUCGGAAAUAUACCAAGUUCUCCAGAAGGUACAGGGAUCUGCGGUUCCAGUCUUCCUUGGAACUAUUGAUCUAAGAAUGACCUUCUUUCUCCAUGGAGCUGGAGAGAUCCGGCAUAUGUUGCUUAUGGGCUGGGGGGGUGAGAGUAUUGGAGCAGAGCAGAGGGUGACACUUCGUCACGAAAUAUCUAGAUCAAGGAGGCAAAUCCGCAAGCUGGGCGUUAUCCACCAGGACUUGAGACUGGAUAAUAUGUUAUGGAAUGAUGAACUGAAACGGGUUCUGAUCAUCGACUUUCACCGGUCUGAAAUAGACCGCCGUUCGACGAGAGAUCGGGUUGGGUCUUUGAAGAGGCCAAUGCACUUCCUGUCGAGCCAGUCAAAACGUCCUCGUCUUCUUUAUACUUGA